Messenger RNA from Hyphopichia burtonii NRRL Y-1933, 1809 nucleotides. It is a transcript of the gene AFT2, whose product is annotated as Aft2p. Lineage: Eukaryota; Fungi; Ascomycota; Pichiomycetes; Serinales; Debaryomycetaceae. The transcript has a single exon. The record is from RefSeq and is a predicted model, not a curated record. The coding region runs from base 1 to 1809 and encodes 602 amino acids. Gene Ontology annotation, molecular function: DNA-binding transcription factor activity, RNA polymerase II-specific.
AUGGGAUCCAGACGGUUGAAUACCUGUCCUUUCAAGUUGAGGGCUAAUUACUCAAUCAGAAAUAAAGAGUGGACUAUACUGGUUGUUAACGAUCAGCACGAUCACUCUCUUGAUUCUUCUUAUGAAGAGACUAACUUGGAUUCGAAAUCGUCAAAAGUUGCAUUAUCCCGGAAGAAGAAACUGAUCUCACUGAAAAACAGUUCCAUGUCAUCAAAUCAGGAAGAUGAAAGAUCUAGUAGACAAACUUUCACUCCGAAUAUUCAGUUGGAUGAUUCUGCGUUUAGUAAUGCCAUUGAUAAUUCAAUGUCUAAUAACACACCAAGUUAUAAGAACAGUUCUUCGGCUGACGUUUUCAGUACGUUUAUCCCACCUUCCAAUAUGUCCGCAUCGGAAAUAAUGAAGAAUGAUACGGACGAACUCAGUAAAGCCACUGGGUUAUCAAAUACCACUGUCACUGAUCAACAGAGCAAAGAGCAAAACCGUGAACAUGGUAAGAUAUUGAACGGUAAUAAUUUUGAGUCAUUCCAUUCUAAACCUAAAAUCUCAAAAGCGAAGCAGAAUUAUAGAUCCAGAAGUAGCACUGUCUUGAGUCUUCCGGAAAGAGUUGCCUUACAAUUAGAAAAUGAGGUAAAUCAGCUUAUCGGAAGUCGGGUUUUCAAUAAUACCAAAUUAACAACUAUUGACAAAACAAAGAUCAUUACUCAAUUAGUUGAUCAUUUACUGAAUCACAAUAAAGACCAGGGUGACUACACACUACAAAAUGAGAGCCAAAUGGGCAAGCCUUAUACAGAGGAUCCACAGGAAGGUUCAUACCUCGGUGAGCAAAACGUAUCUAAUGAUCUGAUUGAUGUGAAUAAUUUAGGCAGUGAAGACAUUGCAACCUCGAUGGAUACUAGAGACAUUUCAGAACAUCAAAAUAUUCCCUUGCAUUCCAAUCCACCAAUUACUAAUCCACAAAGUGAAAUCAGGAAACAAAAUCAUACUCAUCAAGCAAUCGGCCAACAAGUUCAACAUUCUAAGGAGAACCACUCGGAAGGGAACCAAGAUCAAGGUAAGAACAAGCAACAGCCUUUUGAUAGAAAUGAGCAUGAUCAAAACCAAGCCCAUGAUCACCAACAAGAUCAACAGAAUCAACAAUCUCAAAAAUCUGCACUCACAAACUGGCUAACAAACACUUCCUAUUCAACACAGAAUAAUCUAGCAGCCAAUGCCAACGCCAAUUUGAUUCCAUUGUCGCCCUUAUUAAAUGAUAAAGACACCGACUAUAAUCCAGCAUCUAGUAACCCCGUCACUAGUCAACAUGCAGAAAACUCAAUGGACACUUUCGGCCCUCUUCCGGGCUUAAGCAUGAAUACUGGAACUAGCAGCUUUGGCAAUAAUAACAGUAACUCAACUUUUAAUACCACCACUUCGACAGGGUUGAUUGGAAAUGCUUCCAAUAACUCUUAUAACUCCAUGAAUUUCAUGAUUCCUUCUCAAAACAUUCAAAUGCUGCAAAUUAACCAUCAAACUCAACAAUUGCCAUCUUUCAAUUCGAUCCAAAAUCAAUUACCACUUUCACCCAACUCUUUAUCCAACAAUUCGACUCCCUCUUUAUUUAGUACCAGUAUGGGGUCUUCAGCCCUAAUCCCCCCUUCAAACACAAACUUCAACACCACCCUCAACCCUUCACAUUUAUUAAAAUCCUCAAACUCUAAAAAUCACACAUUACCCAUGUCGAAUAACCAACCUCUCUCAGGAGCAAUGGUGAAUCUCAACGAGUUUAAACUCACCAGUAAUCCGUCUAACCAUGUUUCUAACUUAAACUAA